Molecule: messenger RNA, 1707 nt
Organism: Australozyma saopauloensis
Lineage: Eukaryota; Fungi; Ascomycota; Pichiomycetes; Serinales; Metschnikowiaceae
Gene: CHS4
Product: Chs4p
Exons: 1
Coding region: 1-1707 (568 amino acids)
Molecular function (GO): protein binding
Source: RefSeq, a predicted model, not a curated record
AUGGCUACUCACCCUUACAGGCAACGAGUAGCAGUAAACACCCUCCCAGAGCUGAAUAGCUCUGCAGACACAGACUAUAUUGUUCCUAUCAGAGGCGAGGCGCUCAACGGCAACGACUUCACUCAACACUUUCACCGUGACACGGGUGUAUCCAGUCCUCGUUUCACUGGUGAAAGACCUUUGAACUUGGGGUCUUUCAAUAAUGCGAAUGGUAGGAACAAUGUCGCUUCACCAGAUAUUCUGUACAGUUCAGACGGCUCGUAUGUGCCUGGUUUGAACUUGGACACUCCGCAUGCAACAAUCCCUGCGGAGUCGGUCAUGUCGGGCUCUGAACCGGACUUAACGGCCGUUACUCAAAGACUCAACGGGUUGGGUCAUAACAGAUCAGUGUCUUCAUGUCUGUCAUUCUUCAAGUCAGACAGCUCUCCUUAUCAUUACAUGGAUCAGAGCCUUGUCAAGCAACAUUUGGGCACAAACAGCUCGAGCUUGAAGUCACGUCUCGAGGUUUCUGAGCAAUACCGCAAAAAUGCGAAGAGAUCCAACGACCCCAAAGUGCUCUUCCAGUAUGCUCAAUUCAUGUUGCAGAUGGCAUUGGAGUUGAAGGAUUUAGAGAAGAAGCCGGUGGCUGUUGAGAGUCCUUCUGGAACGGAUCUCAGCAUGUCUCUGUCAGAAGUAAGCUCUACUUCUCGCAAACAAAGCUCUGUGAACUUGAAUAGUACCCCAGAACUUCAACAACAAAUGAGUUUUUUCUUAAAGGAAGCACAACAUUAUUUAAGACGUCUUUCUGAUAAAGGGUAUGUCGAAGCCCAGUACUUAUUUGGCGAUGCUUGGAGUUCGGGUGCUUUCGGCAAAGUCGAUAACGAGAAAGCGUUCAGCUUAUUUUUGGUUUCUGCCAAGCACGGUCAUACCGAAAGUGCCUUCCGUGUAGCUCAUUGCUAUGAAGAGGGCUUGGGAACCGGAAGAGAUGCUAGAAAAGGCAUUGAGUUUCUCAAAAAGGCUGCAUCUGACAAACAUCCCGCAGCUAUGUAUAAGUUGGGUGUGUACCAUUUCUAUGCUCGCAUGGGAAUUGCAGACACUAUGACCAACAAGAAAAUGGGUAUGAACUGGCUUGAAAGAGCCGCCAGCGUGGCCACCGAGCUCACUGCCGCUGCACCCUAUGAGUUAGGUAAGAUUUACUACGUAGGUUACAAGGAUAUUGUGAUCCGUGACCUUGAUUACGCUGUUAAAUUGUUCACUAAGGCUGCUGCUCUUGGUCAUGUCGAAGCAGCCGCAAGACUUGGAGAGCACUAUGAGGAUGGUGAGGAUACCAUUGAUUAUGAUCACCUCUCAAUUCAUUAUUAUACAGAAGCUGCCAAGAUGGGACACCCCGGAGCAAUGCUUGCUUUAGGUGCUUGGUAUUUGUGUGGAAGUGAGGGUUUGCCCGCUGACGAAAGUGAAGCAGCUUUGUGGAUUAAAAAGUCGGCAGAAUGUGGAUUCCCCAAAGGACAAUACACGUAUGCCUAUUUCUUGCAAAAAGGCAGAGGUGUUCAGGCCAACCCAGAGCUAGCACAACAAAUGUUCAUCAAGGCCGCCGAAGGUGGCUAUCAAAAAGCCUUGGAUCGUAUCGAGGACAAAGCUGUAGCUGCCAAAAUCGCGAAACGAAUGAAAAAGGUCGCAAAAUCUAGCACGGACAAAGAUGAUUCUGAUGCUAAAUGUGCAUUUAUGUGA